AAGAUGACGAGUUAGUGAAUAGAACCAAUCUGUGAGGAAGAAUCUGUAUUCGGAGCCAAUCUUUGCUUUGCGUGGGCGGGUUUAAGUGGGGUGGUGCCCGAGGUUGGUUGUGUGAUAGUAGUUCCCGGUGUCAGAAGCGGAGAUUCCCCGGGGACAGGAUGCCUCUGGUCGCUCGAUGUAUUGAGCCGCGCUUCCUGUGCCGGCAGAAGCUUCCUCCUGUCCGCAGUGAACUGGAAUGUAUGACAAACCUGACUCUGUCCAAUGUCAUCCGCCAGCUUGGAAGCCUAAGUCACUAUGCAGAAGAUAUAUUUGGAGAGCUUUUUAGCGAGGCUAGUAUGUUUGCAGACCGCGUGGGGUCUCUCGGGGAAAGGGUGGAGAAACUUCAGGUGAAGGUGACUCAACUGGAUCCCAAAGAGGAAGAGGUCUCUCUUCAGGGCAUAAACACCCGAAAGGCAUUCCGAAGUAACACCUCACAGGACCAGCAACUGUUUAUACGUGACUCUCUGUCCCUCCCAGUGCGUGAAACAUAUUCUACAUGUGACAUGCCACCCCCACUUAACAUCCUGUCACCAUAUAGAGAUGAUGAAAGGGAGGCCCUUAAAUUUUAUACAGACCCUUCAUAUUUCUUUGACUUGUGGAAAGAAAAAAUGCUUCAGGACACCAAAGACAUCAUAAAAGAGAAGCGGAAACAUAGGAGAGAGAAGAAAGAUAACCCCAACCGUGGGAAUGUGAAUCCGCGCAAGAUCCGCACAAGGAAAGAAGAAUGGGAGAAAAUGAAGAUGGGACUGGAGUUUGUCGAGGCCAAGGAUAAGAUGCAGAAUUCAGGGCCUCAACUAUAUCAAAAUGGAUCUGUAAGUACUAUAGAGAGUCUGGAUAUGAAUCAAUACCCACCUCCUCCUCUUUUUGAAGAACCUUCAUCUAUUUCCCAACCAUUUAUUGAUGACUCUCUGCCUCCACCACCUGCUGAUGUUGGUGCUCAACCUUCAUCACAUCGUUCCAGCGUGGUUAGCCCUGCCUAUCCUCCUCCAGCCCCACCUAUUGGUUCUCCAAUAGGAAGUCGACCCAGUUUUUCACCUCCACCAGCACCUCCCCCUCCUCCACCUGAUGGAUCAAUUCCCGAUGCCCCAUACCUUCCUCCACCUUCUCCUCCACCAGUAUUCCCUUCAUUACCAGGCUUUCCUGCCCCUCCACCUCCACCUUCAGCACCAACUCAUCUUGAUUAUCCACCAGCCUCACCUCAUUCUCCCGCACCAGCCCCUAUUGCAGGCCCCCCACCACCACCUCCACCACCACCACCACCACCUCCUGGCCCUCCUCCUCCUGGACCUCCUCCACCCCCUUCCUUCUCUCAUUCUGAAGGUGAAUCUCCAGCACAAAGUUUAAAACCGAAGACUACCCUGCCUCCUGUAAGCGAUCCUCGAAGUGACUUGCUGUCUGCAAUCCGUGAAGGGUUCCAGCUACGAAAGGUAGAAGAAAAAAUGGAGCACGAGAAGCGCGAUGUUGGUGGGAAUGAUGUGGCCACCAUUUUAUCUCGUAGAAUUGCAGUGGAAUAUAGUGACUCUGAGGAUGAUUCUUCCGAAUUUGAUGAAGAUGAUUGGUCUGAUUGAGCCAAUAAUGAAAGAACCAAGGGAAUGUGAUUAUGCAGUUAAGAGAAGAAUCAUCUGUAGAUAUUACUUUUGUUUAAGGAUUACAUAGAAAGCUAUGAAGUGUAGGGCAAUGGUCAAAAAAAAAAUAAAAUGGAAAAAUUUUAUUCCUAGGGAGAAAGUGUGAUAUGUUUAGUUUUGGGGCAAGCAACAAUAUGAUUUUCUAUUUCACCAAUUUCUCCCUGAUGGGUAUGACAAAAUGCCCCACUUAUAGAGUGCCAACAUUUCAAUAGAGUGAUAUAUUACACAGCAGAAUAGAUAAACGUCUAUUGCACACAUUCCUGUAGGUUUUUCGUUGGUGCUGCUUUAAAAUAAUAACAGGUAGACUUUUGCUGAGAGAUCAAUUACCCUGCAGGUAUCCCUAUUGAUGACACACCCAGCAUGCAGCUAGAGGAGUUCAGUGGCAUAUUGUACCUUUCUUUUCCAGAUAAAGGAAUUGUGAUCUGCAUGUGGGUAAUAGAUUAUCCCUGGCCUGAAAUGUUUGCAUAGAUUGUUUUCUAAAUCAAAAGUAAUUUUUUUGCAAACUAUACUUAAUAACGAUGGCUUCCAUUUUAACCCUUUUGUUGCUGCCCGCCAUAGAACCUGCAACAUCAUCAUAAAAGUUCCAUAGUGCUGCAGUUCUGGUUUAAUCUGUGCUGUUCUGCAUGUUUACUGGUAACGUAGCACAGAAAGAUCAAAGUGAAGCAAGAAUGAGAAAAUGAAAUCACUGUUUGAAAUAUAUUUGUUACAAAACUGUGCAAUAAACAAAGGAUGGGGGAGGUCCCAGAAUCCUGUGCAUAUGUACAGCAAACAAUCUAUUCUAAAUAUUAUUCUGUCUGUAGUGGUUGUGCCAAUAAAACUACAUUUGGGAGAAGUGUUAAGUGAAACUAAUAUUGGAUUACUAUAUUAGUUUCACUUUAAAGUGACUUAAUGGUGGCAUAAUGUAAUCUUUAAUACUAGCCUAUGCAACAAUCCUCUAUUUAACAAUUCUUGCUAAGUGUGUGUUUAUGCAGGUAUUUUUCUACACACACACAUAUCUAUAAGUAGCUUUAACUAAGUAUGAUUUUAUUAUUAGACACGAUUAUGAUAUUGAGAUAAGUGCCUUAAUAGAGCAGAUGUUUGGAACAAGUGCUGUAUGGCACAGCUCUACUCUGCCUGCUUUGUAUAAGUUUUGUUAAUGAUUUUUACCUGGAAAUCUGUUAUUUUGAAUCUGCCUUAUGUUUAAAUAUAGCAUCAUAUAAAAUGUUCAAUUGCA
Molecule: messenger RNA, 2877 nt
Organism: Xenopus laevis (African clawed frog)
Lineage: Eukaryota; Metazoa; Chordata; Amphibia; Anura; Pipidae
Gene: wasf2.L
Product: WAS protein family member 2 L homeolog
Exons: 9
Coding region: 159-1607 (482 amino acids)
Biological process (GO): actin cytoskeleton organization; positive regulation of Arp2/3 complex-mediated actin nucleation
Cellular component (GO): lamellipodium; SCAR complex; cytoskeleton
Molecular function (GO): actin binding; protein kinase A regulatory subunit binding; Arp2/3 complex binding
Source: RefSeq, a predicted model, not a curated record